GUAAAAAACAUGGCCGCUCGCAUGAAUGUCAUGCUACUCUAAUCCACCAACUGCAUCAGUACAUGUUAGGGUCCGUUUAGUCUUAUGAUACGUUUGGCAUUGAAAUAAGACAUUGCCAUCGUUUGUUCCAGACAUCUAAGGAUCUGUUAAGUCAACAUACACUCGAUUAGGUAGCUGAUCAGCUCUCGAAGUUAGCAUUUUAGCUAACUGGUGGGCAACUUCAGACCGACUCAGAAUGGAACCUGACCAGCAACUGAGAAAUCUCCGGGAUUUCCUUCUUGUUUACAACCGAAUGACUGAAAUCUGCUUCCAGCGAUGUACCAGCAACUUCAACUACAGAAACCUCACCAUGGACGAGGAACGCUGUGUCGACAGCUGUGCAGGGAAGCUGAUCCGCUCAAACCACCGUCUGAUGGGCACCUACGUACAACUCAUGCCUCGGAUGGUGCAGCGCCGGAUGGAGGAGAUGGAGAGCAAGGCCAAAGCGGCAGAAGCAGCAGCAGCGGCGGCCACAGCAUCUGCAGCUGUUGGCCCCACUGCCACAGACACUUCACAAGCAUCUCAACCCACCACUGCCUCAAUUCCAACCCCACAUGAAAGUCCACUGUUGCCCCCAUCAGUGACUGAUAUUGGACCAGAAGUUCAUGGCUCAGUGUUAAAACCGGCAGGAUCAGAAAUUCCAGUAGAGCUGGAUUUAUCAGCUGCCACACAAGUUAAAUUAUCAGCAGCCACACUACUCACACCUGCAACGGAAACAUUAAAUCCCUCAGAGCUUAAUACAGCUGGCAGUGGACCAUCUUAUACAGCAGGUUUUCCUCAGCUGCCCCCAGUUGGUUCCCAAAUUGAGUCUGGCAGCUCAGUACCUGUGUCUGUUGAGCCUGUGUUUACACCAUCAAAAACAACUUCCUUAUCAGAAGAUAUGCCUUUGUCAGCAGUAGCUGCACCUUCAGUGUCUAAAUCCACAGAGAGCCAGUCAGGCCAAGAGUGAGCCCCAGAGAUUCACACACUGCCAAUGUGUCAGUGAAGUCAGUGUUUGUCUGAGUGUUGGCAAGAACAAGCAACCCAAAUCUAACAGAUGGGCAUUGCAAACUGAGUUAAGUCAAGAAUGGGACAAUGGUGUGUAAUAUUGGUUCAUUCUACGUAGUUAUUCCUAUAAAAAAUAAAGAUAAAAUAUCAUUGGCAAUCACAGUUUUUUCUCCAUAUUGAUGAAGAAAGUAUGUAAUUAACAUAAAUGAUAAAAUAACAUUAAAAUGCACAUUAUUUUCCAUAACAUUGAAUAAAAGAUGUAUUUCCUCUGUUUUAAUUGUAAAUUUAUGUUUGCUUAAUACAAUAAGGAACUUAUUGUACCCUCAACCUUGUAUUUUGGAUAUUUUAUAUAUUAUUCAGAGCAAAACACUUAAGUGAUAAUGACACGAUUUCACAGGAUUUACUCGUGAUAUGAAAACACAAAAUAUACGUAGUACAUAAUAUUGUAAAGUAAGGUGCCAUUAUGCUAUCAUUAAAAUCAAGGUUGUAAAAUAUGUUUUUAGAAGC
Molecule: messenger RNA, 1533 nt
Organism: Sphaeramia orbicularis (orbiculate cardinalfish)
Lineage: Eukaryota; Metazoa; Chordata; Actinopteri; Kurtiformes; Apogonidae
Gene: timm10b
Product: translocase of inner mitochondrial membrane 10 homolog B (yeast)
Exons: 3
Coding region: 236-988 (250 amino acids)
Source: RefSeq, a predicted model, not a curated record